GGACCCAGUUGGCAGCUGCUUUCUUUGUGCUAGCUUAUGUUGGGUGUCUAGACUUGUUAAAAAUUUAUAGCAGUACCAUUGAGAGACUCUCUUCUCAUUUAUUAAAAUUCAGGUUUUCUGGUAAUUAGUUGUCCAGCUCGGUUCGUUUACGGUCCUCUCAUUUGUUAAGAUUCAAAUUGAGUAGUUGCUCGGUUCGUUUACGGUCCUAUUUAUUUUGAUUACGCGAAGGUUUGCGUUGCUUUCUGUAAUGGAUCAGAGGUUUCAGAUAUUUUUACUGGUGUUUUCCAUUCAAAUAUUCAGUAUAGCAUCGCAGGAUGAUGCUGUUCUACAAGCUCUGAGGAGUCAGUGGAAGAACACACCGCCAAACUGGGUAGGGUCUGAUCCGUGUCGCGGCAACUGGGACGGGAUUGAGUGCUCAGGUUCUCGUGUCAUAGCGAUAACAUUAUCAAGCAUAAAGCUGACUGGUCAGCUGCCUAGCGAUAUCGUGAACUUGUCAGAGCUGCAGAUUUUGGAUUUAUCAUCCAACCCAGGGUUGACCGGGUCUCUUCCUCUUUCAAUUGGCAAUCUGAAGAAACUGUCAAACUUAAUCCUGGCUGGAUGCAGUUUCACUGGUUCGAUUCCAGAUAGUAUUGGAUCUCUUGUGCAACUAAGAUUUUUGUCUCUUAAUACCAACCGCUUUAGCGGGCGUAUACCACCUUCCAUUGGCAAUCUAUUAAACCUUUAUUGGUUAGAUCUAGCAGAAAAUCAGCUCACAGGAACAAUACCAGUCUCCUCAAGGAGCUCGCCUGGUCUUGAUAAUUUGGUUAACACAAAGCAUUUUCACUUCGGAAAGAAUCAGCUAUCAGGUGAUAUACCAUCUCAGCUUUUCAACCCAAACUUGACUGUUCUUCAUGUGCUCUUUGAGAGUAACAAGCUCAGUGGCAGCAUUCCUUCUACUCUAGGAUCUGUCAGGUCCUUGGAGGUUGUACGCCUAGACAGUAAUUCGUUAACUGGAUCUGUCCCUUCAAAUCUCGACAACCUUUCAGGUGUUAAAGAGCUGUAUUUGUCCAACAAUGGAUUGACUGGACCCUUCCCCAACCUUACUGGAAUGACUUCUCUCAAUUAUGUGGAUCUGAGCAACAAUUCGUUUACUGCAUCGGCUAUUCCUUCAUGGUUUUCAACAUUGCCUUCUCUGACAACAUUAAACAUGGAAGAUACAGGACUUGAAGGACAAAUACCAACUUCUCUUUUCAGUGCUCAACUGCAGACUGUCAACUUAAAGGGCAACCAUCUAAAUGGAACAUUGGACCUUGGAUCCAGCUUUAGUGACCAACUUCAAGUUGUCGAUUUGCAGAAAAAUUCCAUCGAUGGUUUUAUAAACGAACCUAGAUAUACAAAUGACUUGAUACUUGUUGAUAACCCAAUAUGCCAGGAAUCAGGAGUCAGAGAAUCCCAAAAAUAUUGUAGCAUUUCUAAGCAAUCGGACCCUUUGUAUUCAACAGGACCUAAUAGUUGUGCACGUACUCCCUGCAGUUCAGAUCAAAUUUCCAGCCCGAAUUGUAAAUGUGCAUAUCCAUACAGCGGGACGCUGUUUUUCCGAGCUACUUCCUUCUCAAACAUUAUAAACCCAACUAUAUACACAUCUCUAGAACCUCUUUUGUUGCUUGCAUUCCAGAGUAAUCAACUCCCAGUUGAUUCAAUCUCUUUGAGCAAUCCAACCAGAAAUCUUGAUAAUUAUCUCGUAUUAAACUUGGAUAUCUUCCCAACUGGCACAGAUCGUUUUAACCACACAGGAAUUUCCGGAGUUGGUUUUGUUCUUAGUAACCAGACUUUUAAACCUCCUGAUACUUAUGGACCCUAUAUCUUCAUUGGCCACAGCUACAACUAUUUUGCAGGAGAAGGUUCUCACAAGUCGUCAAGUACAGGAAUUGUUGUUGGAGUAGUAGUUGGUGGUUGUGUCCUAGUGCUUUUAUUAGUCAUUGCAGGAUUAUAUGCUUACCGUCAAAAGAGAAGAGCUGAAAGAGCUGAUAAACAGAAUAAUCCAUUUGCUUCCUGGGACCCAAAUCAAAGCAGUGGCGGUAUUCCUCAGUUGAAAGGUGCUAGAAACUUCUCGUUUGAAGAGCUUAGGAAAUAUACAAGCAACUUUUCAGAAGUGAAUAAUAUUGGAUCUGGUGGCUACGGGAUGGUGUAUAGGGGAACUCUUCCUAGUGGUUUACUCGUUGCCAUCAAAAGAGCUCAACAAGGAUCUACACAGGGUGGCUUAGAGUUUAAAACAGAGAUUGAGCUUCUUUCUAGAGUUCAUCACAAGAAUGUUGUCAGCCUUGUGGGUUUCUGUUUUGAACAAGGUGAACAAAUGCUUAUCUAUGAGUAUAUUCCCAAUGGUACACUAAAGGACAGUCUUUCAGGGAAGACUGGAAUCAGAUUGGACUGGAUGCGACGACUGCGGAUAGCACUUGGAGCAGCUAGAGGUGUGCAAUAUUUACAUGACCUGGCCAACCCUCCGAUCAUACACAGAGACAUCAAAUCAAACAACAUUUUGCUUGAUGAGCGAUUGAAUGCCAAAGUUGCAGAUUUUGGCCUCUCCAAACCAAUGGGUGACGCAGACAAGGGUCAUGUCACUACACAAGUUAAAGGGACAAUGGGCUAUCUAGAUCCUGAAUAUUACAUGACACAACAGUUGACUGAAAAGAGUGACGUCUACAGCUUUGGAGUAGUAUUACUUGAAUUAUUAACUGCAAGAAAUCCAAUUGAGAAAGGAAUGUACAUUGUCAGAGAGUUCAAAAUGACAAUGGACACAACAAAAAGACUGUACAACCUUCAGGGAAUCAUCGAUCCUGUAAUCUCAGGCAAUGAACUGAUAGGCUUCGAGAGGUUUGUGGAUCUGGCAUUGAGUUGUGUGAAAGAAGCUGGAAUCAACAGGCCAUCCAUGAGCGACGUAGUGAAAGAGAUUGAAAAUGUCAUGGAACUGGCAGGCUUGAAUCCGAAUGCUGAAUCAGCGCAGACUUCAGAAAAUUAUGAAGGUAUAAGUAAAGGGUUCGAUCAUCCUUAUACCAAUGAUAGCAUGUUUAGUUAUAGCGGUACACAUUUUCCAUCAAAGCUGGAGCCCAAGUGAAAAUCAUUGAACUGAGGACAUGCUAGGUGUUGCUUCUUGGCUGCUGCACAUGGUGAAGAACUUGAAAAUUCAUUCAGAAUUCAUUAGACAGUUUAUAUUCUUUGGUGCCAAUGUAUUUCGAUCUUGUCCUAAAUAUGAGAUGGUUUUUUUAAUUUGUGUCUGGUCUGUAGAGAUAACAAGGGAAGAACAAGAUUGACAGGCAGAUUCUUUAUUGUCUUUGUUUGUAGAUUAUUAGCUUUGCAACAUCACUUGCAUGUAAUUAAUUUUCAGACAUAAUUUGUAAAUUACAAUUUACAGGUACAAAUGUUAGACAGAACAGAAGAAGAGUUUAUUUA
Messenger RNA from Daucus carota subsp. sativus, 3426 nucleotides. Its product is annotated as leucine-rich repeat receptor protein kinase HPCA1. Gene Ontology annotation, biological process: protein phosphorylation. Lineage: Eukaryota; Viridiplantae; Streptophyta; Magnoliopsida; Apiales; Apiaceae. Gene Ontology annotation, molecular function: protein kinase activity; ATP binding; protein binding. Bases 248 to 3091 code for a protein of 947 amino acids. The transcript is spliced from 19 exons. The record is from RefSeq and is a predicted model, not a curated record.